Messenger RNA from Rotaria sordida, 306 nucleotides. The record is from the annotation of a GenBank genome assembly. Lineage: Eukaryota; Metazoa; Rotifera; Eurotatoria; Philodinida; Philodinidae.
AUGAUCACUUCAAUAUUUGCUGUUACAAUUUUAAUAGUUUUAUCAUUUGAUGAAGAAUUUGAUCAAUUAUGUUUUGAUUACGGAUUAGAAUUGAAUGAUAUUACUGAUCGAACAUCAGUUUUACUAGGCUUAUUAAAAACUAUUGCAAAUUAUCAAGAUACUACAUUACCCAUUCAACUUUUCGAAGUAUCUGAUGUUAUUCUCAAAGAUUUGUCACAAGUCGAAAUGAACGACAUUUAUGUACAAUAUAUUAUAAUCAUACACGAGAUUUUAAAACAAUUCAUGGUUUACUCGAUCGAAUUAUGA